AUGGAUCCGCGCAGCUUGCAGCUCCGCAACGAGGGAACUGAUCAGUUCCUCAAGCUUAUCGCGGAUCCCUUUCAAUCUGCUUUUACAGUGAGCGCUCUGUGGGCCUCCCUGGGCACUUCCAUCGGUAUAUCCAUCCUCCUCACCGCAACGUUCUCCCUCUUUCGUCCCCGUCACUCGCUCGUCUAUGCCCCAAAGGUCAAGCAUGCAGAUCAACAACACGCUCCGCCCCCAGUGGGCAAGGGCUUCUUCGCCUGGAUCAAGCCCGUCAUCAAAACCCGCGAGGCACAUUUGGUCGAUACUGUGGGCUUGGACGCGGCCAUUUUCCUGCGCUUCACGAAGAUGCUGCGCAACAUCUUUAUCUUCAUCAGUAUCAUUGGCUGUCUGGUCAUGAUCCCAGUCAACAUCGCCGAAAGUCAAAAUAACGAUGAUACUUCGGCCUUGUCCGCACUCACGACCAUGACGCCUCUUUACGUUAAUGCCAAGGCUAUUUGGAGUCAAGUCGCGUGCGCCUGGGCCUUUGAUGCCAUCAUUGCAUUUUUCCUCUGGCGAAAUUACCGCGCGGUGCGAACGCUGCGGAGACAGUACUAUCAGAGCAGUGAUUAUCAGCGAAGUCUGCAUGCGCGGACUCUCAUGAUUACCGACAUUCCCCAGCCAGACCGGUCCGACGAUGGUAUUCUGCGAAUCACCGACGAAGUCAACACGACCGCCACCCUCCCCCGCGCUGCUAUCGGACGCAAUGUCAGGGAUUUGCCCAGAAUCAUCAAAGAGCACGAGGAGCAUGUGCGGCAAUUGGAGUCGGUACUCGCAAAGUAUCUCAAACGCCCGAACCAACUGCCUGCAAAACGGCCAAUGAUGCGCCCACCCCGAAGUCAGCGCAACAAGCACCCCGAUGGAAAGGUGGACACCAUCGAUUACCUGACAGUGCGCAUCCGCGUACUGGAGGAGGAAAUCAAGCAUGGUCGGGCGUCCAUCGACCGAAGAAACGCUAUGCCUUAUGGAUUUGCAAGCUGGGAGAACAUACAGCAUGCCCACGCCGUGGCGUGGACUGCGCGCCGGAAACAUCCAAAGGGCACUACGAUUGCUCUCGCUCCGCGCCCUAGUGAUCUCAUUUGGGAGAAUCUGCCUCUUUCCAAGCAAUCUCGCAAAUGGAAGCGAUUCAUUAACACUCUCUGGGUCACCCUGCUGACUGUGGUAUGGAUUGUUCCUAACGCGCUCAUCGCUGUCUUCCUGGCCAACUUGAACAACUUGGGUAAAGUCUGGCCCAGGUUCAUGACUUCGCUUGUGGCCCAUCCCGACAUCUGGGCUGCGGUGCAGGGUAUUGCUUCUCCGGCCGUCACCUCGCUCGUGUACCUUCUGCUUCCAAUCAUCUUCCGACGUCUAUCUGUUCAGGCUGGUAGUAAGACCAAAACUUCUCGAGAACGUCAUGUCUUGGGCCAGUUGUAUGCCUUUUUUGUCUUCAACAAUCUGAUUGUCUUCUCGCUCUUCUCUGCUGCGUGGACUUUCGUGUCGAGCGUGAUUGAUAAGACUAACCACAACGAGAAUGCUUGGCAGGCCAUCGUGGACAGUCAGCUCUACACUCAGCUGAUGAGUGCUCUGUGCACGAUUUCGCCUUUUUGGAUCACUUGGCUCCUUCAGCGGAACCUCAGUGCUGCCAUUGACCUGGUACAGAUGGUCACCUUGGCUUGGGUCUGGUUUGCCAAGACCUUCCUCUCGCCUACUCCUCGACAGUCUAUCGAGUGGACAGCACCUCCACCGUUCGAUUACGCCAGUUACUACAACUACUUCCUCUACUACGCUACAGUUGCCUUGUGCUUUGCCACCCUGCAGCCCAUCGUGCUUCCAGUGACUGCUCUGUACUUCGGUAUUGACGCCAUACUGAAGAAGUACAUGCUGAUGUAUGUCUUUGUGACGAAGAAUGAGUCUGCUGGUGCUUUCUGGCGUGUUUUGUUCAACCGUAUGAUCUUCGCGACCAUUCUUGCCAACGUCAUUGUUGCUCUGGUUGCCAAGGCGAAAGGCAAUUGGACACUGGUGUUCUGCGUCAUUCCACUGCCGUUCCUGAUGCUGGGUUUCAAGUGGUAUUGCUCGAGGACGUUCGAUGCUGACAUCGACUAUUACAACCGUGCCGAUCUUUCUGAUGCCGAAGCUCUUGGCGUCUCCAAUUCUGGCAAGAAGGCUGCCGACCGGCUGAGCUCCAAGUUCGGCCACCCGGCCCUCUACAAGAAACUCAUGACUCCUAUGGUACACGCCAAGGCCGCAGAGGCAUUAAAGCAGAUCUACCAGGGCCGUCUUGACCACAGCGACAUGGCAGGCGAGUACUCAGACAUUGCCAUGGACCCCAUGUCGGCCUCCCAGCCUGGCAAGGCCGAGCCUGCACCGUUCGAAGUCGUCCCGGAAAACCACCUCGACUUUUCCUACUUCAAGAACCGCGCCGACUUCCGCGAUGAGUUUGGCGGAGGAAUCUACGGCCGCCCGGAAGAUCUCAUGACCGAGCGCUCGCAUACACCUCGCAGCCACCUAGGCGGCGAAUGGUCACCGAGCUCAUCUCGAGCCUCGUCUCCCGCCCCAUCCCUUCCCUCAAUGUCUGGCCUCAAGAUGCACGAAGGCCACAUAGACCCCCUACCCUUCCGCGUCCCUAUCUCAAGAGAAAACAGCAAUGGCCCCAUCGGAAAUGGUCUCUACCAGCCCGACGAAGCCGAGACCGGACUUUUGAGCUCCGCUCAAGUUCCCGCACAUACAGACCCGACUCCACUCGGACGCUGGAAUACCGGUGGAUACGGACCUGUCGAGCAGGACGAGGAUCCAUACAAUACCUCGUACGAGCACUACCGGACCCCGCGGUAG
Messenger RNA from Penicillium maclennaniae, 2841 nucleotides. Its product is annotated as putative DUF221 domain protein. The record is from RefSeq and is a predicted model, not a curated record. The transcript has 3 exons. Bases 1 to 2841 code for a protein of 946 amino acids. Gene Ontology annotation, cellular component: plasma membrane. Gene Ontology annotation, molecular function: calcium-activated cation channel activity. NCBI's taxonomy places the organism in Eukaryota, Fungi, Ascomycota, Eurotiomycetes, Eurotiales, Aspergillaceae.